Olea europaea var. sylvestris is the source of this 1611-nucleotide messenger RNA. Its product is annotated as methylthioribose-1-phosphate isomerase. NCBI's taxonomy places the organism in Eukaryota, Viridiplantae, Streptophyta, Magnoliopsida, Lamiales, Oleaceae. Gene Ontology annotation, molecular function: S-methyl-5-thioribose-1-phosphate isomerase activity. The transcript has 10 exons. The coding region runs from base 200 to 1324 and encodes 374 amino acids. The record is from RefSeq and is a predicted model, not a curated record.
CAACCCGGUGUAUGUAGUGUUCGGUGAAUCCAUACCUGCACAUACAGUAUCACAAUCCCUAUUUUAGUACAAGAACUUCUCGUGAAUUUAAUACAACGAGCUCGUCUUUUUGUUUUACACAACCUGUUCUGCUCUUGAGAGGGAUCCAAUCCAUACUCGUCUAAGGAAUUUUGAAAAAUAAAAAAAGGGGAAUCUGAAAAUGGCAAGUGGAGUAGAACAAGAUAAAUCUCUGCAGUCAAUAUGUUACAAGCGUGGUUCACUUCAGCUGCUCGAUCAGAGAAAGCUUCCAUUGGAGACCAUUUAUUUGGAAAUCCGACACACAAAAGACGGAUGGACUGCAAUAAGAGACAUGGUUGUUCGUGGUGCACCAGCAAUUGCCAUAGCUGCUGCCCUCUCCUUGGCAGUAGAAGCUUCUAACUUGGGGGCUUUUAAUGGGACAUCUGAUGAUGCAGCAUCAUUUCUGAGCAAUAAACUGGAAUAUCUCAUCUCAAGCCGCCCAACAGCUGUUAAUCUUUCAGAUGCUGCAACAAAACUCAAGGACAUCAUACAGAAGGCUGCUUCCAAUGCUUCGGAAGCACAAACUGUCUUUCAGGCUUACAUUAAAGCUGCUGAAGUCAUGCUUGAAGACGAUGUUGCUUCCAAUAAAGCAAUUGGAUCCUAUGGAGCUAGAUUCCUUCAGAAGCAGCACAAUGAUUCUGAGAAGCUUUCUAUUUUGACCCAUUGCAACACUGGCAGUCUUGCAACGGCUGGAUAUGGAACUGCACUUGGUGUGAUUCGUGCACUUCAUGCAGAUGGUGUUCUUGGAAGAGCUUUCUGCACAGAAACACGCCCAUUCAAUCAAGGAUCAAGGCUCACAGCAUUUGAGUUGGUGCAUGACAACAUUCCUGCCACUUUAAUAGCUGAUUCUGCUGCUGCGGCAUUAAUGAAAACUGGGAAAGUGAAUGCCGUGAUUGUUGGGGCUGAUCGUGUUGCAGCUAAUGGUGAUACUGCCAAUAAGAUCGGAACGUACAGUCUUGCCCUUUGUGCAGUGCAUCAUGGUAUCCCAUUUUAUGUGGCCGCUCCUCUCACUUCCAUUGAUCUGUCACUUUCUUCUGGGCAAGAAAUUGUUAUAGAAGAAAGAUCUGCAAAAGAACUGUUGAAUGCUCGAGGAGGACUGGGAGAACAAGUUGCUGCUUCUGGAAUUUCUGUUUGGAAUCCUGCUUUCGACAUUACCCCAGCUAACAUUAUUAGUGGCAUCAUUACAGAAAAGGGUGUCAUAACAAAAGAUGGGAGCGAUUCAUUUGAUAUUAAAAGUUUCAUACUAAAGGUACUGAGCAAGGAGUAACAUAGAAGCACGAUAUCCCACCAUCAGAGAUGAACAUCCCGCCUGUGGCUGAUACUUUUUCAGUGUUGCCUUCAAGAGGCAUCUAACAGCUCAUUACGCUUCAGGUGUUCUUAUUUUAUGCGUAAUUUAUUUGUGCGGUUUAAGUAAACAAAUUUCAUGCUUUCUUUCGUGUGUUUACUUCCCGAGGGUCAUCCAUGUUUACUUAGUUACUUGAGUCUCAAAACCAGAUACGAUAAGAGAUUUGUAGCUAGUUAACAUGAAAUAUGAAGUUGUCACUUGACAUUUCA